UAAAAACCAAUUCAUUGAGCAUCGCGUGAUUAUAAAGUGCCGCGUGCCAAAUAGAGAGUAUUCGUAUUUAUCGCAACUUGAGGCUACAAAUUCAAUUCGAAAGAAGGAAAAACUAUUUCUUAAGCUCAGCUUUAACAGCCGCUGAGGCAACAUUUGGUUGGAGCUGUGAAAAUGACGGCAAAUAUGGCAGUGAUCUGCAGCUUUUUGGCUGUGCUUGUACUACUACCCGGCCUCCCAGCCUUUCGUGUGCAAUCGCCCCAAAUACAACCCCAACCCCAAAGUGGCGGCAAAUUGAAUACACCAAACCGCGUCAUGCAUCCCGCAUUCGCCAAUGCAGGUCGGGCGGCUGGUUUGGAAAUUUGGAGAAUCGAAAACUUCGAGCCUGUUGUCUACCCAAAAGCUAACUAUGGAAAGUUCUAUACCGGAGAUUCGUUUAUUGUUUUAAAUACAAUCGAACGCAAAGAUAAGAAACUCUCCUGGGAUAUUCACUUUUGGCUUGGUUCGGAUACGUCGACCGACGAGGCUGGCGCUGCUGCCAUCUAUGCUGUGCAGCUGGAUGACCUGCUUAAUGGUGCACCGGUGCAACACCGUGAAGUUCAGGAUCACGAAUCACAGCUAUUUCUCAGUUACUUUAGAAAUGGUGUUCGCUACGAGCAAGGCGGUGUGGGUAGCGGUUUCAAGCACGUUCAAACAAAUGCAGCUGGCGAGAAGCGUCUCUUUCAGGUGAAGGGCAAGCGUAACGUGCGUGUCCGUCAGGUGAAUCUAUCCGUUUCGUCGAUGAACAAAGGCGAUUGCUUCAUUUUAGAUGCUGGCAAUGAGAUACUCUUAUAUGUGGGACCGCAAGCAAAACGAGUGGAGAAGCUGAAAGCGAUCAGCGCUGCUAAUCAAAUUCGCGAUCAAGAUCACAACGGACGUGCCAGGGUUGAUAUAAUUGAUGAGUUCAGUUCGGAUGUGGAUAAACAGCACUUUUUUGGUGUUUUGGGCUCUGGCUCACCCGGCCAAGUACCGGAUGAGUCCUCUGAGCAAGAGGAUGGCGCAUUUGAGACUGCUGAUGCCAAUUCAGUCUCACUAUACAAGGUCUCAGAUGCCAAAGGUGGCCUGAAAAUCGACACCAUCUCCACGAAGCCAUUGCGUCAAGAAAUGUUAGAUACAAAUGAUUGCUUUAUUCUGGACACCGGCUCCGGCAUCUAUGUUUGGGUGGGUCGCCGUGCAACACAACGAGAGAAAACGGAUGCCAUGAAUAAGGCACAAGAGUUUUUACGUACCAAAAAAUACCCAGCUUGGACGCAGGUACAUCGUGUGGUCGAGGGCGCUGAAUCGGCGCCGUUCAAGCAAUAUUUCGCAACUUGGCGUGAUGCAGGAAUGUCACACACCCGUUUAGUACGCUCAGCAAUGGGUUAUGACUCCGACGACUCGGAUGUAUCAGAUCUCAUCGAUGUGGAGGACUUGAAAAAGAGCGGCGGUCAUGCCUUUGGCUUUAUGCCAGACAAUGGAGAGAAUAAUAUCGAGGAUGUGGUGCAAUAUGUAAAUAGACAUGGCCGUGCGGAUACAUUGCGUAACGUAGUGCAAUUGGAGCCCAAUAUGCCUCUGGGAUUUGCAAGUUAUGUAAUCACCUACAACUACAACAACAAGAACGGUGAGUCCGGAGUUAUUGUCUAUGUGUGGGAGGGCACGAAAGCUAACAAUGCAGCAAAGGAGCGAGCAUUCGAAGACGCUAUGGCAUUGGCUGUGGAACGCGAUGCAAUUUUAGUGCGCACAACACAAAAUCAUGAGCCACGUCACUUCCUGAAGAUGUUCAAAGGGAGACUGCUUACAUCUUACACCGCUAUACAUCAUUCUCAGCUAUAUCGCAUUCGUGGCACAGAUGCCAGUGAUGUGCAUGCCAGCGAGGUGCCAGCGGAUUCAUCGUCAUUGGCGUCAAAAGAUGUUUUCGCCUUAGUCACUGCCGAAGAGCAUAAGGUCUACUAUAUGGGUUGGUUUGGUAAGGCGCCAGUCAAAUUCGAGAAGGAUAUGGCAACGGAGAGAUUUGCGCACUACUGGUCCGAUGCCGCAGUCGAAGUGGUUGAGGAAGGCGCUGAGUCGGAUGACUUCUGGGAGUUUUUGCAUGGCGAGGGCAUUUACGAUCGUAGCAUGGGUGAUGUCACUAAACCGCUAUUGGAGCCAAGACUAUUCCACUGCCAUUUGGACGGCAAGCGCUUACAGGUCGAGGAAGUUGCGCACUUCGAACAAGCUGAUCUCGACUCGAAUGAUAUAAUGCUAUUGGAUGCUGGCGAUGAGAUCUAUAUGUGGGUGGGAGCAGCUGCUUCGGCAGAAGAGAAUGGCAGGCUGCUUGAAUUGGUUGAGAAAUAUAUCAAAGAUGAGCCCACUGAGCGCACAAUUGACACAAUCACGGUGGUGCGCAUUGUACAGGGCAAUGAACCACGCGUAUUUACACGAAUGUUUCCCACAUGGGAAAAUGACUACUGGCAGGCGACCCCCUCGUACGAAGAGGUAAAGAAGCGAGUUGAGGAAAGCAACGAAAUCUUCGAUGUAAAUGAGGUUUAAAAGCGCUUCAACCAAAAAUCAUUCCUAAUAAUCGAACAAAUGGCAAAUACUCAAAUUUUUUUGUAAUAAAUGUAUUUAAUUUAUAUUUUAGUU
Rhagoletis zephyria (snowberry fruit fly) is the source of this 2637-nucleotide messenger RNA. Its product is annotated as gelsolin-like. Gene Ontology annotation, biological process: actin polymerization or depolymerization; barbed-end actin filament capping; actin filament severing. NCBI's taxonomy places the organism in Eukaryota, Metazoa, Arthropoda, Insecta, Diptera, Tephritidae. Gene Ontology annotation, molecular function: actin filament binding; phosphatidylinositol-4,5-bisphosphate binding. The record is from RefSeq and is a predicted model, not a curated record. Gene Ontology annotation, cellular component: actin cytoskeleton; cytoplasm.